This is a messenger RNA of Xyrauchen texanus (razorback sucker), 2927 nucleotides long. RefSeq names its product DCN1-like protein 3. The transcript is spliced from 4 exons. Gene Ontology annotation, cellular component: ubiquitin ligase complex. Gene Ontology annotation, biological process: protein neddylation; positive regulation of ubiquitin-protein transferase activity. Gene Ontology annotation, molecular function: ubiquitin conjugating enzyme binding; cullin family protein binding; ubiquitin-like protein binding. NCBI's taxonomy places the organism in Eukaryota, Metazoa, Chordata, Actinopteri, Cypriniformes, Catostomidae. The record is from RefSeq and is a predicted model, not a curated record. The coding region runs from base 716 to 1639 and encodes 307 amino acids.
UGAUGACGUUCUCGCAACGGAGCGAUUCUGUUUCGAAAAGGUCAGCUAAGCACACAUCGUACGCAGCCACAUAUAUUUGAGACGUUUACGCCAGCUACAUCUGCGUCGCAUUUACGCAUAUUCCUCAAAUCCAAACCAAACGAGAAACGGUGAAAAAUCAGCGGCCGAUCUGCGCCUCUCCGGUUCCUUGCUGCCGCACCGAGCCCAUCAGCAUCACCUUAAACCCCCUACACAAAUCCACAGGCGUGUGAGAUCUGGUAAGGGUGGUGGUUUUACCGGAGCUCGGUCCGGACCAGCGCAGGAUCGGUUCGGAUCAGGAAGCGAUGAGGGGGAAAUGACAAUGAUGAGCAUCUAACGACUCAAAGAACAACAGAACCACACAAAGAAAGAGCAUUUCCUCUGUUUAUACACAGAGAAACGGAACCGAUCCGGUUCGGUUGGAGAGUGGGAUUAGCUUUAGCUUUAGCAUGACAACAGGGAUGCGCUGAUUCGGAUCUAUUUCAUCCUCAUUUCACAGGGUAGCGAAUGUCACGGCCGUCUCCAUGGAGUUUUCUCAGAUGACACGUCUGUUCACUGUGCAGGGGCCUGGGGCAUGGUGACUGCUGUCCGUCAGCCAGAGCAGCGGCAUCUAGCGCGAGCCUUCUGGUCCUGAAGGAAGACGUCUAGGUGGCGGCGUGGACAGGAGGACGAAUCCAGGACAGAGUGCGCGAGAGACAUGGGGCAGUGUGUGACUAAAUGUAAAAACCCCACGUCCUCUUUAGGCAGCAAAAGUGGAGAAAAGGAAUCUGGGAAGUCUCAUGGAAAGAAGGGUGGUGGCGGAACGGGGGGCGUGCCCAAGGAGGAAGCUUCCGCCAAGUCCUCCGCCGACAUCAUAUUCAACGGCAACAAAGUGAUCAUCGUGGAAGGCAUCAUGGCUCCACCCACAUCAGUGGGUGAGGUGUGGCAGGAGCUGCCCGCACUGAACGCGGAAGGCUUGUCGCUUGGGCGGAUUGAGGAGAUGUUCUUGUGUUAUAAGGACGAGCAUGAAGAUGCCAUCUUGGAGGAGGGAAUGGAACGGUUCUGCAACGAUCUGUGCGUCGAUCCGGCUGAGUUUAAAGUGCUGGUGCUGGCGUGGAAGUUCCAGGCUGCUACAAUGUGCAAGUUUACAAGGAGGGAGUUUGUCGAUGGCUGUAAGGCAAUCCAGGCCGACAGUAUUCCGGGGAUCUGCUCGCGUUUCUCUGUGCUGCUAGAGGAGUCUCGUGGAGAAGAGAGCUUCAAAGAUCUCUACCGUUUCACGUUCCAGUUCGGUCUGGAUGCCGAGGAGGGCCAGCGCUCGCUGCAGCGGUCCAUCGCCAUCGCGCUGUGGCGGCUCGUCUUCACACUGGACACGCCCCCUGUGCUGGAGCGCUGGCUGGACUUCCUGUCGGAGAACCCGUGCGCUGUGCGCGGCAUAUCUCGAGACACCUGGAACAUGUUUCUGAACUUCACGCAAAGCGUCGGCCAGGACCUCAGCAACUACAGCGAGGAAGAGGCCUGGCCCAGCCUGUUCGACUCGUUCGUGGAGUGGGAAACGGAGAGACGUAGGAGGGAACGAGCGGACACCACAGAGACGCCGUCCACCACAGACUGUGUGGGCGCCUCGAUGUGGCCGACAACUUGAGGGUUUUCGUUUUUUGGGAUGGGCGGUGAAUUCUGGACUAUGACGUGCGGAGAUGUUUCUGAGCCCGUCACUCUCCAUCCGAAUUUGUGAAUUGUUAUAAUUAUUAUGAAAUUUUUUGGUCUUAUUGCAUUGGGCAUCCCAGUGCGCUCCCUUUGACUUUUGUUUUAAUGAAAGGGCUCCAAAUUAACUGUUUUUUUAAGCACUUUUAUUUAAGUUAUUGUUUUAUUUUUUCGCUAUUGGUAUUUUAAAGGAAUAGUUCACCCAAAGAUGAAAAUUCUGUCAACAUUUACUUUCCAAGUGACUUUCUUUCUUGCGUGGAACACAAAAGGCGAAUUUUAAUUUGUUGCUUUUUUUCUCCAUAUAAUGAAAGUGAAUGAGGACUUAGAGCUGUCAAGCUCCAAAAUGAGACAAAAAAACCACACCAUAAAAGAAGUCCAUAUGAAUUGUGCACUAUAUUCCAAGUGUUUUAAAGUAAUUAAAUCCCUUUGUGUGAGAACUGGCUGAAAUUUAAAUCUUUAUUCACUGAUAAUCUUCUCCAGUGGGCUUUUAACACUUUCACACACUGGUAAACAGUGACGAGGUAUUCUUAAAUUAACCUUGUGUGCUCCAGAAAAAAGAAAAGAAAGUCAUAUAGGUUUAGAACAACAUGAUGGUGAGUAAAUGAUGACAGAAGUUUCAUUAUUGGCUAAACAUUUCAUUUCAUUUGUUAAAAUGUUCACAUUUGUGACUUCACACCUCCAGAGUGGUUUCUGCAAAGAUUCUCCCGAUUGCCUCUUGAAAAUCUUGGGAAUGACCAACACGCCAAAGAAAAGGGAAUUCCGUCAGCUGCCUACCGAGCUUGAACACACACACACACACACACACACACACAUUCAUCCACAAACACAACACUUGCCACACACGCACGCAAAUACCAGCAUAAACACUGUAUGGGACGUUGAGUAUCAUUUUUUUUUUUUUUUUUUUUUUAUGGUUUUCAUUUAAUUGCAACGUGUGUGACAUUGAUUUUGGUUCAAUUUAUCAACACACUGUUCGGAUGUACUGACGGCACAAGUGUCAUUUCUCACGUGCUUCCCUGCUCAUUUCUGACUUUAAUUCUUUAACAUUAAUGUCUCUCCGAUGAAUUUAAUCUGCUCAAAUAUUCUCCCCAGACAGGAGUGUGCGUGUGUCGGAAAUGCAGAUUAAUUUGCAGUUUGAGGGCUUUUUCAUUUUAAUUUACAGUUUACAAUUAUGAUUGCAUAAGUGAUUUCAUUUUAGUUUUUUUUGUGUCUGGUUUUAUAUAAAUGAU